This is a messenger RNA of Carica papaya (papaya), 1180 nucleotides long. RefSeq names its product polyphenol oxidase, chloroplastic-like. The record is from RefSeq and is a predicted model, not a curated record. NCBI's taxonomy places the organism in Eukaryota, Viridiplantae, Streptophyta, Magnoliopsida, Brassicales, Caricaceae. Gene Ontology annotation, molecular function: catechol oxidase activity. Gene Ontology annotation, biological process: pigment biosynthetic process.
GAUCAUCAACAUGGCUUCUCAAUUAUCUUCUUCCCCAUUCUUCACAACUCUCUUCUCUCAAAAACCAUCCCAACCUUGCAUGCCAAUUAGAAAGGGAACAAACCCUAAAUUCUUUCCUAAAUUAGGCGCUUAUAUUUCAUGUAAAGCUACACAUAGUCAAGAAGAUGAUGAAAUCAAAAACCUUAGAACCAAAAAGGGAGAAUUACAAAGUUCUACAAACAGAUUAAUGUUUGAUAGAAGAGAUGUUAUCAUUAUCUUAAGAGGCCUCUAUGGAGCAACUACUCUCAAUAGUAAAGACCCUUUUGCACUUGCAGCUCCAAUUCAGCCGCCUGAUCUUUCAAAGCCACUCCCAAAUCCAUCGAAAAAUUGUCGCCAACCACCCUCUACAAAGAUCAUAGAUUUCAAGCUACCAUCCUCAAAGGCACCGCUCCGAGUUAGAUCCGCAGCGCAUUUGGUUGACAAGGCAUAUAUCGCCAAGUAUGAAAAAGCCAUUGAGCUAAUGAAAGCACUUCCUCCAGAUGAUCCUCGAAGCUUCAUGCAACAAGCCAAUGUUCAUUGUGCUUAUUGUGCUGGAGCUUACGAACAAGUAGGGUUUCCUGGGGUAGAACUUCAAGUUCACUUUUCAUGGCUUUUCUUUCCAUUCCACAGAUAUUAUCUUUACUUCUAUGAGAAAAUUUUGGGAAAGUUGAUUGGUGAUCCAAUUUUUGCUUUACCAUUCUGGAAUUGGGACACACCUCUUGGAAUGACAAUGCCUGCUAUUUUUACAAAUCCGAAGUCUCCACUCUAUGACCCGUUAAGAGAUGCUAAGCACCAGCCACCAACACUGGCUGAUCUUGAUUACGGCGGGGUCGACCCGACGAUGCCAGGAGAUGAGCUGAUUAAAGACAAUCUAGUGAUCAUGUAUAGGCAAAUGGUAUCUGGUGCAAAACUUCCUAGGCUUUUCUUUGGGAAGCCAAUUAGAGCUGGUGAUGAACCGAAUGAAGGAAAAGAAGGGGGUACAAUUGAGAGAUCUCCUCAUAAUAAUUUACAUAAUUUGGAUAGGAAAUAAAAAUCAGCCAAACGGGGAGGACAUGGGAGCCUUUUACUCUGCCGGGAGGGACCCAAUUUUCUUUGCUCAUCACUCAAUGUUGAUCGAAUGUGGACAAUAUGGAAGAACCUCGGAGCAAACACAAGGAUCUCA